Messenger RNA from Magallana angulata, 468 nucleotides. Its product is annotated as multiple epidermal growth factor-like domains protein 10. Bases 1 to 468 code for a protein of 155 amino acids. The transcript is spliced from 4 exons. NCBI's taxonomy places the organism in Eukaryota, Metazoa, Mollusca, Bivalvia, Ostreida, Ostreidae. The record is from RefSeq and is a predicted model, not a curated record.
AUGUUCUGCAGUCUUUUUAUAGUGCUGCCUCUUCUGGUCAUACAAUUCGUCAAUAUGACAGGUAGAAUUGAGGGUAAAUGCUAUGCGAAUCACAUGUGGGAUUCUGAAGAAGGACAAUGCAAGCCUUGUCCUCAAGGUUAUUUUGGAAUAAAUUGCACAUCAAAAUGUUUGAUGCCAUUUUAUGGAUUGAAAUGUAAAUCAACAUGUAAUUGUACCGAUGACAAGUGCCACCAUAUCCAAGGCUGUAAUGAAAUUCAAAGUGUUACAGACAGUUAUGGCAGUACAGUAGAAAACGAUACCAACAUGACUGGCAAAACAUUUACCACGGAAACAGAAAGUAAGUGGAUGCGCCCCGUUAUCUUUGGAGUUUUUGGAUUAGCAGGACUGUUGUUUUUCAUCACAGUGAUUUACAUGUAUAAUUUCAAACACCAACACAUAAAACGCACAGGUGUUGCUGAGACCACUUAG